AUGCCAAGAUCGUACCUUGUAGUUGCAAAAGUCCCCCCAGCAGAAAUUAUUGAUUGGUUUGCCCUCAUAUAUUUGCCUGGAAUUACAAUCCCUUCACUUGCACCUAUUCGCAAUAGAAAAGAGGAGAUUCACAUAAAAAGCAGCGAAACACCAAACCCUAUUGUGAGACU
Molecule: messenger RNA, 170 nt
Organism: Dovyalis caffra
Lineage: Eukaryota; Viridiplantae; Streptophyta; Magnoliopsida; Malpighiales; Salicaceae
Source: the annotation of a GenBank genome assembly